AUGUCAGCCCCACCUACGCUAGUCUUCAUACCUGGCUCCUGGCAUAAACCUACAUGCUACAAUGAGGUCACCAAUCUCCUCCAACGCCAGCAUAAGUUGAAAUGCAUCUCAAUAUCCUUGCCAUCUACGGCAGGAAACCCAGCCGCAACAUUCAAAGAUGAUCUCGAUGCUGCCCGCGAAGCUAUUUCGGCCGAGACCAUCCACGGACGCAAUGUUGUAGUCAUUGCACACUCCUACGGGGGCAUGGUCGGCAAUAGUGCUAUUAAGGGUUUCACGCAACGAGGUUUCACCAAAAGCCAAAAUCAAAUCUCAGCUACAGGCUACGUUAUUGGCCUAAUCCUUAUAGCCUCUGGGUUUACCCUAAGUGGGCUUUCCUUCAUGGAUCCUUUUUUCGGUCAUCCUCCUCCUUCCUGGCGGGUCAAUAACGCGACCGGAUAUGCCGAACUUGUUGCUCCUCCACGUGAGCUCUUCUACCACGACUUGCCAGAAAAUGAGGCAGAAUUCUGGGUUUCCCAACUUACAACUCAGAGCCUCAAAGCAUUGUUUGAGGGAGGAGAACACACAUACGCCGGUUGGAUAAAUGUGCCUGUUUGGUAUAUUGGCACUACCGAGGAUCGGGGUUUGCCGGUGAUGGUACAACGCAUACAGGUGGGCAUGGCGAAGGCAAUGGGUGGUAAUGUGGAGCAUAGGGAGCUCCACUCCAGCCAUUGUCCUUUUCUGAGUCAACCAGAAAUGACAGUCAGAAUUAUGGUAGAUGCUAUUGAGACGUUUGCGGGGAAGCUAAAGCGGAAUGAGUCUACAACCUGUGGCCAGGGAGAUAUGAUAGUAGCGCCGAAGGCCACAAUCUUGCAGCCUUCCACGUGGCUUAAAUUUGGACUGCCGCUGGCUCUUGGUCACAUAGUAGGAAGUUGUAUAUUUCUGUUUACUUGGGCAAGGAGACUAUGGAGGUUUAAGAUCAAUUAG
Penicillium soppii is the source of this 963-nucleotide messenger RNA. RefSeq names its product alpha/beta hydrolase. The record is from RefSeq and is a predicted model, not a curated record. Lineage: Eukaryota; Fungi; Ascomycota; Eurotiomycetes; Eurotiales; Aspergillaceae. The transcript has a single exon. The coding region runs from base 1 to 963 and encodes 320 amino acids.